AUGAAAACCCGAACUGUUGAAAGCAAGUAUGAGGGUGAUACUCAGCUGCGAAGAGUUUGGAAGGCUCUUGCCGGGUCUGAUAGUGGAGAUAGAGUUUGUCAGGGUGGGGUGACGGUUGAGAUACUAGCGGAAUUUGAGAGAACGUUACAAGCUUCGUUACAGUGUGCGCGGAAAGGUUUCAUACGGCAAUGUAUACGGAGGCCAAAGUGUAAGAAUAAGAUCAAGGAAAGGGCACACCUGCAAAAACUACUCCACCGUAUCCGAUUGGAGGUAACCGGGAAAAGAGAAAGAAGAAGACCAAACAAAAGUGAAAGAUCUAACAUAAGUGCAUUACGUCUGGGACUCGGAAGCCGGUGUUGUACGGCGAAAUUGAUUAGAUCGGCAGUAGAAAGCAAGAUGAGAGUUAAGAUAUUGAAUAAUAGAAUAGAACUGCGAAAGGAUGAUACGAAUACAAGAACGCUCAGAUUGCGAUUCGCAGCACAGCCCAGUUUAAAACCGCUAAUCUUAAAAGAUAAUGAAAUCGAUAAAAGCCCGUUACAAGACAAAAUUGUCAAGUUUUGGACACCUAUAGUAGGUGAUAAGAAAGAGACUUACCCUAAAGAGAGUGAAGAGUAUGUGCCAUCAGAAGAUAAUCCGGCUGAUAUGGGAUCUAGGGGAUGUACUCCAAAUGAAUUAAAAAAUAAUGACCUUUGGUGGUCAGGUUCAGACUGGUUAACUGAGCCAUUUAGUAAGUGGCCAUUAGACAUACAGUUAGAUAUGCAGCAAUCUAGUGUUAAACUAGAAGAAAAUAAAGAAGAAAAAAGUACAGUAUCCUCCAAUUAUAAAGUGAGAAAGCAGCUCUGUGAUGACAUAAUGUUAAGCACUGAUGCUGAAACUAUAUUAGUCAAACAAACUCAAAUAAAAAUUGACAAUAAUAAAAUACAAAAAUGGAACCUACACAGAGAUUCAAAUAAAUUAUAUAGAGUACAUGUGCGAUUAGGCAAUGCAUCUUAUUGGAAACCUUCUCUGUAUCUACCUAAUGAUGACAGACUAACGUAUUUGUUAAUUUUAAAGUGCUAUGAGCAAAAUAUGCAUGCUGGAGUCUCGCAUACUCUAAGUCUAGACUAUAUGGGACCAACUAAUGUAGAUAAUUCUACCUAUAGAAAAGUUAUGGUUUCUAAAGUUUGGAUUGCUUUAUUUACCUGUUUUACUACUAGAGCAAUACACUCAGAGCUAGCUGAUGAUCUAAAAACCAACGGAGACGAAAAUUAUAUUAUUAAUACACUUGGUAGUGCUCCGGGAUGUCAGCCUCAAGAAGAACAAUGUGUAACAAAAGAGAAUACCCUUACAUGA
Molecule: messenger RNA, 1332 nt
Organism: Enterobius vermicularis (human pinworm)
Lineage: Eukaryota; Metazoa; Nematoda; Chromadorea; Rhabditida; Oxyuridae
Source: the annotation of a GenBank genome assembly